CACAAAAUUCAAAUGUCAUAUUCCGUACAAUAUCUGGAAUAAAUAAUUUACAAGAAAAUCUAAAUUCUAUCAAGUUUCCAUUUUAUUGGUAGGUUCUUUGUUUCAAUAUGAUGUCGGCGGAUAAUUCGCCGAUUAAACCUUCAAAAUCGUUCAACGAAAUAGAGAUAGCUGAGGAUUUUGUGAACCAGGAUACAUUGUUGAAACACGUUGAUAUAUCUAUUGUGGAAUCGGAGAAACGUGCUAACGGAACGCUUCACGUUCGUGAUCAUUACACAGUGUAUUUAAUUGACCUAAAAGUAAAUGAUCCAGAGUAUAAAUUGGUACAAUCAAAAAUUAGCACAAUUUGGAGACGAUAUACAGAAUUUGAACAGAUACAUGAUUUUCUACAAGUUACAUAUCCCUAUGUUGUAAUACCACCACUGCCAGAAAAACGGGUAUUAUAUGCUUGGAGAAAAUCCGAUACAACCGACCCAGAGUUUGUAGAAAGAAGACGGGCUGGAUUGGAAAAUUUCCUAUUACGAGUGGCGUCCCAUCCUCGAUUGUGUUUUGAUGAUCAAUUCAUUAAUUUCCUGCAACAAGAACAUGGCUGGAGGGAAACAAUAACAGACAGUGGAUAUCUACUUUUGGCAGAAAACAAGCUUAAGUCACUUUCAGUAUCAAUAAGGUUGAAAAAACCAGAUCCGGAAAUUGAAAGUGUCAAAAACUAUGGAAAACAAUUGGAAACUAACUUGGGAAACUUUUUAUAUACAAGGUCUAAAAUAAUAGAAAAAAAUUAUGCACUAUGCAAACUUCAUGCCGACUAUGGAAAGCUAUUUAGUGAAUGGAGUGUAAUAGAGAAGGAAAUGGGUGAUGGCUUGCAGAAGGCGGGACAUUAUUUUGAUUCAAUAGCGGACAGCAUAGAUGCAGUGGCAGAGGAUGAAGAACAACUCGCAGAUCAGUUGAAAGAAUAUCUAUUCUAUGCGGGGGCUUUACAACAUCUGUGCACAAACCAUGAGGCUUUGCAACGGAAUCUGGAAAUCGCUCAUGAUACUUUGAAUAAUAGGGUAGCGGAGCGCAGCCGCGCGGCGGCGGGCAAGGCGGGGCUGAUGUCGCGGCUGUUCGGCACCACGGAGCCCGACAUCGUGCGCGACCAGAGCACGCGCGCGCUCGACGCCAAGCUGCUCGCCGACCGCCGCGCCAUCGACGCCGCGCACGCGCAGCUGCAGGAGUUCACAAAGAAAGCGACGGCGGAGAUAGAAUACUUCCAGAAGCAAAAGGACAGAGACCUGCACGAGUCGCUCGUUAGUUUUAUAACGCUACAAGUGAAGGCUGCCAAAAAGAAUUUGCAAGCAUGGACACAGAUAAAGGAAUGUAUUCAGAAUAUGCCGGCCUGAGGUGAACAAAUCGAUUAUACCAAAUUAUUUCAUAACAUAUGUAAGCAUGUUACAUUUAUAUGUAAAAUUAUUAUAAUUAGGUUAUUUCAAUUAUCAGCAAUUUAGGAAUUGAACAAAGCAUCUGCAAAUAUUUAUAUAGUACAGUCAUGAAGAAAAAAUCAACCUAAAAAUAGCUUCAAAAAUCGUAUUUAUUUAAAAAUUCUCAAAUCUAUUUUUUUAAUCUCUCUAAUUUACUAAUUUCUUGAUAAUAGACAAUCUUGAGAUGCGGACCAAAACCUUUUUACAAUCAUUUUUUUAAUUCUUUGCCUCUGUACGUUUUAGGUACUAUUUAGCUAGUUAUAAAAUUUGUCUUUUAUAUUUUAGCACUAUGUUUUUAUUAUGUUUUUGGUGUAUAUCGACAUAUCAUAAUCAUAUGAUCAUCGGAGUCACCCCAUAUUAGGGUAGGUUCCGAGCCCCUCGGUGGGGACGUAUAGUGAGCUGGUGAUGAUGAUGAUCUCCUUAAAACAAGUUUUGUCAGCAUUUAAUAUGAUAAAAGACAAGUAAAAAUAAAAUAUUUUCAUCAAAUCAAUAAGAAACCUUGAUAUUUUUCCAAACAUUUUUUCUAUGUAUUUUAAUAAUUCUGGUUAGUCUAUUAUUUUUA
Papilio polytes (common Mormon) is the source of this 2013-nucleotide messenger RNA. Its product is annotated as sorting nexin-4-like. Gene Ontology annotation, biological process: protein transport. Gene Ontology annotation, molecular function: phosphatidylinositol binding. NCBI's taxonomy places the organism in Eukaryota, Metazoa, Arthropoda, Insecta, Lepidoptera, Papilionidae. The record is from RefSeq and is a predicted model, not a curated record. The transcript has 10 exons. The coding region runs from base 108 to 1373 and encodes 421 amino acids.